CAGACCGAGGAACAUCUACCUGUGGAUCCGCACGGUUUCUCCGACUAGCUCUCCGGGGUUUGGAACGAUGCAGGUCCCAGCUAUGCCUCUUGGAAUGUACGGGUACCACUUGCAGUCUUGGGCGCCUGUCUACCCAGAAUACGCAAGCAACAACAGCCCUGUCCCAAAACCUUCCAACGGGAAAUCUUUCACCAUCGACGCUUUGCUGGGCACGUCUGAGCAGCCUUCCGCGACGUGUGAGCGGGCAAGCCCUCCUCACUGUGGAGGAAACUGCCAGCCUGCUGUCCCUCCGCUGUCGCUCCAGCCACCGCUGUGCCCGCAGAUGGCUCCGCACCUCUACACGCCGAGCUUUCUGCAGUCGCACUCGGGAUACCCUGUUUGCUACUACCCGCACCUCUCUUACCAGGAGCCCUGCCGCGGAGGUUUUUACACUCAAGCAGACCCCCAUCUUUCAAAGAACAGCGUGCCAUCUUUCAAACACAAGCCGGGGAAGUCAAAGCGAAUGCGCACCAUCUUCACCAACUUGCAGCUCUCCCGGCUGGAGAAGGAGUUUGCGCGACAGCAGUACAUGGUCGGCUCGGAGAGAUUCGUCCUGGCGUCUUCCUUGCAACUCACCGAGGCACAGGUUAAAGUUUGGUUCCAGAACCGCAGGAUCAAGUGGAGGAAACAGACUCUGGAGCAACAGCAAGCGAAACUGGCGAAGCUUGGUCUCGCGUCGCCGGAAGACAGCGCGGACUCUCAGCAGGGCAGCGAGGGCAAGCAGGAGGAAACUGACGGCUCCGAGGAGUCCGUAGACGAACUCGAGGUCUCCUCGCCCCAAAGCUGAGGGGCUUCCAGCUUGAACUGUCCCUUCCUGAGCUCCACAGCCACUCGACUGUAUAUAGCCAAUUGUAUAAUACAUAUUGUAUAGCCUCAAUAUUUUAAGAUUUGUACAAAUGUGUAAAAUAUGUAUAUUACACGUUGGCUUUUUGCAGCGCAAUGUUAUUAUUUAUGAUACAUGUAUAUAUGAUUUGCACCCGAAGGAAGCUCAACAACCAAAGCGUUGAGUCGCCUUUUUUAUUUUCCAGUGUGGAAUUAACUGUUAGUUGUUACUAUGUAGCGAACGCACCCUGACACAGCUCCUUACUCAGUACUAUUUAUUACCUUGUA
Molecule: messenger RNA, 1149 nt
Organism: Lepisosteus oculatus (spotted gar)
Lineage: Eukaryota; Metazoa; Chordata; Actinopteri; Semionotiformes; Lepisosteidae
Product: homeobox protein not2-like
Biological process (GO): regulation of transcription by RNA polymerase II; central nervous system development; brain development
Cellular component (GO): nucleus
Molecular function (GO): DNA-binding transcription factor activity, RNA polymerase II-specific; RNA polymerase II cis-regulatory region sequence-specific DNA binding
Source: RefSeq, a predicted model, not a curated record